GGUUUAACGGAAAAUUUUGUUCAAUAUUUAUUUGAUUGCAAAUUGAUAAAAAAAAAAAUCAAAAUGUGCAACUUUUUUUCUGGAAAACUUACCGGUCGAUUAGAAUUAGGUCUUUGGGCCAUAGCCAUAAUAGCACUAAGUGUCGUUAUUAUUAUAUAUGUGUCUACCCGUGAAACCUUUGACGUAUACCACAAAAUCGCAAUUGGGGGAGGCAGCUUUACAAUUGUUGCUGCACUAUUCCUUCUGUUUGGUGCAAUCUUGGAAAACCGCUUUCUUGUGUGGACUUGGGUGGCUAUAAUAAUUCCGUUAGUUAUUAUAAUUACUACCGCAUAUAUUAUAAAGUUGUGCAAAGAAUGGGAGUUUAUCACAGAGCGGGCUAGAGUAUACACCAUAAUCGGUUUAAUAAUUAGUCCAUGUUUCUGUUUGUAUUUGGUUAUCAUAUCAGUGUUAUAUGCAUUGGAAUUGAAAAAAUCAAGAAGUGAAAUGGAAGACCGUAUCGGUAUAUAUUCUCUGUGGUGCUUUUAAUUGAAAUAUCC
This is a messenger RNA of Drosophila santomea, 536 nucleotides long. RefSeq lists its product as uncharacterized. The coding region runs from base 64 to 525 and encodes 153 amino acids. The record is from RefSeq and is a predicted model, not a curated record. Lineage: Eukaryota; Metazoa; Arthropoda; Insecta; Diptera; Drosophilidae. The transcript has 4 exons.